GCAGUUUGAUUAACGAAGCACACGUGCAGAGUAUUUAUGCCUUACGGACAGCGACUGGCCACUGGCCAAAACACUUUUUCUUCUAUUGUCCGUCUAUUCUCACUGGUAUGACAGGCGUCGCGUAUAGAUAUUAAUAAAACACGAAUCCACUGGGUUUAAAAAUAAAGCAAACAGCGCGAUGAUGCGUGCAAAAAGCUCGUUCAGCGACAGAGCCGUGUAUACGCGUACUGCUGUGUCUCAAAACGUAACGCGCAGUCGCGAAAAUUUUGCCAAUGAAUUCUUGGAAGUAGGACUAUGGCUUAAUUUAUUGAGAAGCCCAGACGAGCAGAGUUGGCCUAUCAAAGAUCCGCGCAUGCAUAAGUCAGGCAUCUUGCGGUUACUCGGUUGAUAUAUUGGUAAUACAGCUGGUUUUCGUAUUCGGCGAAAGACUUCCUUUCGGUUAAUCAUUAACGAGCGCAGAAGUGCGCAAAAAGGAGAAAUGUUAUACGCAGUAGAACUUCGGUACACGGGGUAGUACAGUUCGACACCGAAAUACGCUCUGACAAUACAAAGUUUGCAUUUGAACAACAUCGAGACAAUGAACAACCAACAAAUGAACGAAGACUUAGCACCGAUACCAUUUCGCAUCCUCAAAUUCUGCGGCUGGUGGCGACCGCUGAACAUGUCGACCUGGCGCCGAGCCGUCUACAGCUGCUUCACGGUCAUAAUGCUCACUCUUCUGGUCACCAUCACGUUGACGGUGUUGAUAGGGGUGACCCAAAUGAGCGCCACCGACGACCUUUUCGCUGACAACGUGUUCCUCAUGUUCGCCUUGAUCAACUCCGUCUUCAAGGCGACGAACGUUCUCUUGUCCAGGAGACGAUUCAUCAAGAUGUUGGAAAUCGUUCAGGAUACCAGGUGGCGAGAUCUGAGAAACGACGAGGAGAUUGAGAUCCAGGACCGAUACAGGAAGACUAUUAGUCUUCGUCGCGAUAAUCCUGCGAGUAGUGGCACCUCUGCUCGAUCUCAGCGACGAGAUUAAACUCCCGGUGGAUGCUUACUGUCCUUGCGACAUCCGCCAUUCGAGCUGCUACUGGACCCUGUAUUGGCACCAAGCUUUGGGCACUGGUGUGGCAACCUUGACCCACGCAGCUAAGGAUUGUCUCAUCUCGGCGCUGCUGUUACAGACCUGUGCUCAGCUGGAGAUUCUGAAAAACAGACUACUCAGCAUCGCGGAUACGUGCGUCGUGGCAGGGAACAAGACGGGAGCAGCGGAUCGCGUGGAGAAGCUGGAGCAGAAACUGAUUGGCGACUGCGUUCGCGAUCACGAAAGUAUUUUCGAGUUUGCGAAAAUCCUCAAUGACAGUCUCAACGUCAUGUUGUUUGGACAGAUUGCUGUAACCAUACCGAAUUUGUGCCUGAGCAUCUAUCUGCUGUCCACUCAGAAGAUCGCGAGCAUGGACUUCAUGAUGACUACCCAGUUCUUCUCGGCGGUCGUUAUUGAACUCUUCUUUUUCUGCUGGUACGGCAACGAAGUCACGUUAAACAGUUUGGACGUUGAGAAUGCUAUCUCCGAAAUGGAUUGGACACUUCUUUCAACGAGAUCCAAAAAGGACUUGCUAAUGAUGAUGGUGCGCACGUCGAGACCCAUUCUAUUUAGAGUCGGGCCAAUAAUGAACAUGAAUAUUGAUUCAUUUUUGAGCAUCAUGAAAACAUCCUAUUCUGCCUUCAGCGUUUUGCAGUCUACUGGAGAUUAGCCAAUGUUUAUAAAAUGAUUAUUAAAGACAAAGUAUUUAGUGCUGACAAAAUAAUUAUUUUACUACUGCGAAUGCAAAAAAAAAAGACUAUUUCUAUUAAUAAAGUGGCGCUGGAAAUAAU
This is a messenger RNA of Nasonia vitripennis (jewel wasp), 1857 nucleotides long. It is a transcript of the gene Or98, whose product is annotated as odorant receptor 98. The record is from RefSeq and is a predicted model, not a curated record. Bases 1356 to 1736 code for a protein of 126 amino acids. NCBI's taxonomy places the organism in Eukaryota, Metazoa, Arthropoda, Insecta, Hymenoptera, Pteromalidae. The transcript has 5 exons. Gene Ontology annotation, cellular component: plasma membrane. Gene Ontology annotation, molecular function: odorant binding; olfactory receptor activity. Gene Ontology annotation, biological process: sensory perception of smell; detection of chemical stimulus involved in sensory perception of smell.